AGGAUCCGGCCGCUGCGCACAUCCGGGAUCUCCCGGGAUCCGGGGGGGGGCCGCACCCUGCACCAGGUGGGCGCCGCGGGGAUGGCUCCGGUCGUGGAGGUGUCGGACGCCGGGCAUUGCCGUUCGUUACUGGUGGAGUUAAACGAGCAACGGUUGAGGGGCCAAUUCUGUGACGUCACCAUCAUCGCCGAGGACACCAAAUUCCGAGCCCAUAAAAACGUCUUGGCCGCAUCCAGCCCCUUCUUCAAACAAGCUUUGGCCGAAGAACCCACCUGCCCAACCCCUGCCCAAGUUUUGGAGCUUCCCGGUGUCCAAGCCGGCGUCUUCUCCGACGUCCUCAACUUCAUCUACAACUCCCGCUUGGCCGUCCCGUCGCAGGCAGCUGCCCGCGAGUUGGGCGCCGUUGGCCGACGGUUGGGUAUCUCUUGCCUCCAAGGGUUGGAAGUGGGGACCCCCAAGGAGAUGAACGGAUCUUGGACCCCCCCCCGUGACGGGGGAUCCCCGCUCACCCGCCGCCCCGGUUGAUUUAACCUGCCCGCCGCGGUCAAGCGAUACGCCGGCGGUUGCCGAACCGGUGACGGCGUCGCCGUCAUCGGCGGCGGCGGCAUCGUUGCGUUGCGGGUUGUGCGGUCGAGGGUUCAGCACGGCGGCGGCGUUGGGAUUACACGCCAAACUUCACCGUGGGCGCCGGGGUUUGGCGUGCCGGCAUUGCGGCAAGAGCUUCAUCCACGUCAAGAGGUUGCAAACCCACGAGGUCCUCUGCAAGGACGGCCAUCGCGACGGUGACGCCGUCGCCACCAACACCGCCACGCCGACACCGAAACAAGGCAAGAAGGCAUUGCUGUUGCGUCACCGGGCGUUGGAGUUGAUCCCCGAGCAGGAACCGGUGGUGAAGGUGGUGGACGGGCACGUGGUCUACCUGUGCGGGGUUUGCCAACGCUCCUACA
This is a messenger RNA of Aquila chrysaetos chrysaetos, 947 nucleotides long. Its product is annotated as zinc finger and BTB domain-containing protein 4-like. Lineage: Eukaryota; Metazoa; Chordata; Aves; Accipitriformes; Accipitridae. Bases 82 to 525 code for a protein of 147 amino acids. Gene Ontology annotation, biological process: regulation of transcription by RNA polymerase II; positive regulation of gene expression. The transcript is spliced from 2 exons. Gene Ontology annotation, molecular function: protein binding; DNA-binding transcription factor activity, RNA polymerase II-specific; RNA polymerase II cis-regulatory region sequence-specific DNA binding. The record is from RefSeq and is a predicted model, not a curated record.